This is a messenger RNA of Drosophila subpulchrella, 1244 nucleotides long. RefSeq lists its product as uncharacterized. The coding region runs from base 90 to 1139 and encodes 349 amino acids. The transcript has a single exon. NCBI's taxonomy places the organism in Eukaryota, Metazoa, Arthropoda, Insecta, Diptera, Drosophilidae. The record is from RefSeq and is a predicted model, not a curated record.
CUUACUAUGUAUCAUUCACAUAUAUUUUAGUUUGAGCCCCAAGAAACACAUUCUCCACAGACUUUUGCUUGUUUUUUGCAAGUCCAGACAUGAAGAAACAUGUAAAAACCGUGAAAGAGAGGAAGGACCAAGUGUUCAACCGUGAUUGCAAACCGGAAGUUGAUGAGUGGAAGGACUCGGAGGGGGAGGAGGGGGAGCAGGAGGAGGAGGAGGAGGGCGAUGGGCAGCCGGAGGUCGUGGAGGAGAUUCCUUGGGAGGAAAUGAGGCGCGAGAUGGGUGCCAUGAACCGCACCCUGGACGAGAUGCAGGCCCACCUGGCCAUCGAUCCCUACGAGCGUGCCUCCAAAGCGGACGAGGCGGCGGCGGAGAAGGUGGGCCUGGAGCCGGAGGACUCCCGCUGGAUGGUGCUACACGGCAGCCGGGAUCCCAGUGUUAGGGACUUGCAACUGAAUAACCUUCGCAUUCACCGCCAGCUGGAUGCCCUACUUCGCUGCUCGGAGCUGGGUGAUGGACGCAUCUUGGCCCUGGAUCGGCUGUAUUCCCGGCAGCAGAAGGAUCUGGUCAUGUGUCGCCAGCAGCACGAUCGCGUCCUCUCCUUUCACCUGACCAAGCAGCUGGAGGCGGGCAAGUGCCUCCAGCGGUAUCGAUAUGCUCGCGAUUUGUAUGCCAGCUGGCGGGAGCUCUUCAAGAUGGGUCGCCACCUCAAGGAGGCCUACAAGAAGACCCUGGAGCGCACUCAGUCCCGGCUGGAGUAUGUGGAGUUCAAGAGGCGGGCUCUGGACGAGAUUACGGUGGCCCACGAGCAGUGCCUGGGCUCCACGCGACAUCUGCUGACCCGGGUGCGGGAGGUGGAGCUCGGCCUGGCCCCACUGGGCUUCUCGCGGGUCCAGUCGGUGGCCUCCCGCCAUCAGGACAGCCAGGGAUCCGCGGUUACGGGGGCCGGCAGCGAGAUCCACCGGCUGGAGGAGCAGGUUCAUCCCGUCAUCGUGAUGGAGAAUCACUGGCAGCGGCGCUCCUUCCGCACCGUCCGGUUCGCCCGCGGUGAGCUGCUCCGUCUGCCGAUCUUCGUUCCGCCCGUGGAGAAGACCUGGUACGGCAAGAUGCGCUUCAUGCUGCUCAACCCACCGAAGGCUAGAUGAUUUCCACAGUUCAUCACGAAAUCCUAGGUUUUCCCCUGCUUAAGGGGGGUUUAAAAGCACUCAAAAGUAUGCAAUUAAAUAUUAAUAAAGUGGUUUACAAUUGUA